GUUCAGUUAAGAUACUUCCAAUUAAAUCAAAUCAAUAUGAAAUUUUUAAUUCUUGUAGCAGCUAUCGUUCUGAUUGAUAUUGUUUCUGCUGUAGAAGAUUGUCACUUUGAAAAAUUAAAAUUAACCGAUGACCAAAUACUCAAGCUGGAACGUGGUCAAUUAACUGAUGCUAGUGAAGAUAUAAUGUGUUUCAUAGAAUGUGAUAUGGAAAAGGCUGGAUUGAUAAAAAAUGGAAAACUUCAGGAAGAUGCAGCUAUAGAAAAAUUUACAGCUAAAGUUGGCAAAGAAAAUGCAGAGAAAAUUCUAAAAUCGUGUCGUGGUGAAAUUGGAUCUACGAAUUGUGAAACUGCUUUCCGUUUGAGUAAUUGUUUUUCACCGGCGUUAAUUGAGUUGUUACAGAAGAAGGUUUGAUCGCUGGAAAAGG
Molecule: messenger RNA, 424 nt
Organism: Episyrphus balteatus (marmalade hoverfly)
Lineage: Eukaryota; Metazoa; Arthropoda; Insecta; Diptera; Syrphidae
Exons: 2
Coding region: 37-411 (124 amino acids)
Biological process (GO): sensory perception of smell
Molecular function (GO): odorant binding
Source: RefSeq, a predicted model, not a curated record